AUGGCCUGGAGAUACCUCGUGUCACCUCAACUAUCCAGACGGCCUCACUACAGUCGUCACCUGUUUACAUGUCCUCUCUGGCCCGUGCGGAAUAACUCCCAUUCCACUCAUCCUCUCCUUGAUCCAACCGAAAGGCUCGAGGAAGAAACCCUGCCGUGGUACUCACCCGAGAGAUACUACCCUGUGAGAGUUGGUGAGGUACUCCAGUCGCGGUAUCAAAUCGUUGGAAAACUGGGCUACGGGGGAUACUCCACCAUUUGGUUGUGCAGGGAUCUAUUCCCGGGUAGUCAGCGCAGCAAAUAUGUCACGCUGAAAGUCUUCGAGUGCAGUUCGCCAGAAGCACAAAGAGAGAUGUCAGCUUACAAUCAUCUGAAUUCACUUGAUGUACCAGAUCAUGCUGGUGCCAAGCUUAUUCGGAAAGCAUUGGAUAGCUUUCAGAUCACUUCCGACAAGGGCACGUUCCGAUGUCUCGUCCAUCCACCCCUUGGAAUGAGUAUGCAUGAUUUUCGCACUCAACUCAGGGCCAAAGUACUUCCCGAGAAUAUAGUCAAGUUGACUUUAAUGCAUCUUCUUCUUGCUCUGGAUUAUCUCCAUAUGGAGGCCGGAAUUGUCCAUACAGAUAUACAAGAAAAAAAUAUCAUGAUGGGAAUUGAAGAUUCUUCUAUUUUAUCUCAUUUCGAAGAAGAAGAGAAAUCCAAUCCCAGCCCGCGCAAAGUUGCUGGAGAUCGGGAGAUCUACACAUCGCGGAAACUCAGAAAAACCAAGCAGCAUGGUCGUCCAACGCUAUGCGAUUUUGGCCAGGCUCGCUUUGGAUCGAGCUCCUACUCUGGGGAUAUUCAGCCAUAUAUCUACCGGGCACCUGAGAAUGAGAAGGUGGAUAUCUGGAAUGUUGGAGUAUUGACUUGGGAUAUCUUCCAACAAGGACAUCUAUUCUACGGCCGAGAUUCUAACGAAAGCCCUUCUGAUGCUGAUCAUCUCGCUGAAAUGGUUGCUAUUAUGGGACUACCACCGAAAGAAAUGGUGCAGAAUAGCGAAUAUGCAACCACGUGCUUCGACGACGAGGGAAAUUGGAAGGGAGCUGCUGAUAUCCCUCCUAUAUCUCUACAGAAGCUUGAAGGAUUUCUACAAGGUGAAUCACAGCAACUCUUUCUCCGGUUCCUUCGAAAAACCCUCAAAUGGAAUCCCAUUGAGCGGCAAUCAGCAAGAGAACUCUUGGAAGAUCCGUGGCUACGGUCAUCAUAA
This is a messenger RNA of Aspergillus vadensis CBS 113365, 1242 nucleotides long. Its product is annotated as CDK4/6. The transcript is spliced from 6 exons. The record is from RefSeq and is a predicted model, not a curated record. Gene Ontology annotation, molecular function: ATP binding; protein kinase activity. Lineage: Eukaryota; Fungi; Ascomycota; Eurotiomycetes; Eurotiales; Aspergillaceae. Gene Ontology annotation, biological process: spliceosomal complex assembly; protein phosphorylation; regulation of mRNA processing. The coding region runs from base 1 to 1242 and encodes 413 amino acids.